This is a messenger RNA of Onychomys torridus (southern grasshopper mouse), 2061 nucleotides long. Its product is annotated as keratin-associated protein 10-4-like. The transcript has 4 exons. The coding region runs from base 1 to 2061 and encodes 686 amino acids. NCBI's taxonomy places the organism in Eukaryota, Metazoa, Chordata, Mammalia, Rodentia, Cricetidae. Gene Ontology annotation, cellular component: keratin filament. The record is from RefSeq and is a predicted model, not a curated record.
AUGGCUGCCUCCACCAUGUCUGUCUGCUCUGAGCCCUGCACUGAAUCCUCCUGGCAGAUAGAGGACUGCCCAGAGAGCUGCUGUGAGCCCAGCUGCUGUGCCCCCAGCUGCUGCCAGCCCAGCUGCUGCCAGCCCAGCUGCUGUGCCCCAGCCCCCUGCCUGACCCUCAUCUGCACCCCGGUUAGCUGUGUGUCCAGCCCCUGCUGCCAAUCUGUCUGCUGCACACCCUCAUGCUGCCAACAGUCCAGCUGCCAGCCAGCUGGCUGUACCUGCUCCCCCUGCCAACAGUCCUGCUGUGUGCCUGUCUGCUGCAAGCCUGUCUGCUGCACACCCAUCUGCUCUGGAUCCCCAUGCUGCCAGCAGUCUAGCUGCCAGCCCUCAUGCUGCCAAUCCUCCUGCUGUGUGCCUGUCUGCUGCAAGCCUGUCUGCUGCACACCCAUCUGUUCUGGAUCCUCCCCAUGCUGCCAGCAGUCUAGCUGCCAGCCCUCAUGCUGUCAGUCAUCUUGCUAUGUGCCUGUCUGCUGCAAGCCUGUCUGCUGCACACCCAUCUGUUCUGGAUCCUCCUCAUGCUGCCAGCAGUCUAGCUGCCAGCCUUCAUGCUGUCAAUCCUCCUGCUGUGUGCCUGUCUGCUGCAAGCCUGUCUGCUGCAAGCCUGUCUGCUGCAAGCCCUGCUCCAGCAUGUCCCUGCUCUGCCGCCCUGUGUGCAGACCUGCCUGCUGUGUGCCCACCUCCUCCUGCUGUGCCUCCUCCUGCCAGCCCAGCUGCUGCAAGCCCUGCUCCAGUGUGUCCCUGCUCUGCCGCCCUGCCUGCUCCCGCCAGGCCUGCUGUGGAAGCAGCGCAGCGGGGGACCCUCCCACCCUGCCCACCUUGUCCUGGGCCACCACUCUCACACCUGUGAUAGAGGAUCCUGGUCAUAGGCAGCCCCUGCCCACCCCUCUGGGCCAGCCUUUUUCCCAGGAGCCACCGGGCAAGGACAAGCAGAUUUUCAGGCUGUCAGAAGACGGCUCUGAGAUGACACUAAGCAAUGGAAAGAUAACCCCACCCACCUACUCCCCCUUCACCAUCUGCACCCUCACACCACCCCCACCCCCACCACACUCCCCAGGAGUCCGAGGCUUCCUGCCUCUGGAAGAUCUGGGCUCACAUUUCACACAACUCCUACCAGACCUGCCCACCAUGGCCACCUCCACCAUGUCCAUCUGCUCCAGUGACCUGAGCUAUGACAGCCGGGUCUGCCUGCCCGGUUCCUGUGAUUCUUGUACUGACUCCUCCUGGCAGGUAGACGACUGCCCAGAGAGCUGCUGUGAGCCCACCUGCUGUGCCCCCAGCUGCUGCCAGCCCAGCUGUUGUGUGCUCAGCUGCUGCAUGCCCAGCUGUGGCCAGCCCAGCUGUUGUGUGCCCAGCUGCUGCAUGCCCAGCUGCUGCCAGUCCAGCUGCUGUGUGCCCAGCUGCUGUGACCCAUCCCCCUGCCUAAGCCUCAUCUGCACCCCAGUGAGCUGUGUGUCCAGCCCCUGCUGCCAAUCUGCUUGCAGCAGCUGCUGCACACCCUCAUGCUGCCAACAGUCUAGCUGCCAGCCAGCUUGCUGCACCUGCUCCCCCUGCCAGCCAUCCUGCUGUGUGACCCUUUGCUGCAAGCCCGUCUGCUGCACACCCAUCUGCUCUGGAUCCUCCUCAUGCUGCCAGCAGUCUAGCUGCCAGCCCUCAUGCUGUCAGUCAUCCUGCUGUGUGCCUGUCUGCUGCAAGCCUGUCUGCUGCACACCCAUCUGUUCUGGAUCCUCCUCAUGCUGCCAACAAUCUAGCUGCCAGCCCUCAUGCUGUCAGUCCUCCUGCUGUAUGCCAGUCUGCUGCAAGCCUGUCUGCUGCAAGCCCUGCUCCAGCGUGUCCCUGCUCUGCCGCCUUGUGUGCAGACCUGCCUGCUGUGUGCCCACCUCCUCCUGCUGUGCCUCCUCCUGCCAGCCCAGCUGCUGCAAGCCCUGCUCCAGUGUGUCCCUGCUCUGCCGCCCUGCCUGUUCCCGCCAGGCCUGCUGUGGUCUCUCCUUGGGCCAGAAGUCCAGCUGCUGA